UCUAUGGGUAAUUCUUGCUCUUCCUGUUUCGGAUCGCCAAAGGCUCCGACCCCACCUCCAGUUAGCAGUAGUAAACCCGUGAUAGGGCCUAAGUCCCCUGAGCCUACUGCUACUGUAGCUGACACCCUCAAGGUGGCUUCUCCUUCUAAGAAGCCCGUGGAGAGUGUAUCGGAGGUCACUGCCACCAGCGUCGCUGCGGUAUUGCCGUCCAGGAAGGGGGAGGCCGAGAGCAGCCCUGUCCCGACCCCGGCUACCUCUGCUGCAUCUACCCCUGGGCCAAAGCCGACAUCGGUGGCCCCUAUCGAGAAGAGUCAGGAGCAGGUUAGGGAGACUGUAGUUACUCAAGUGCCCAAGGCUGCUGUACAAUCAACUUUUGUCAUGUCCCAUACUGAAGAGAAGGUCGAGGAGGCCCCGGUGACCACCACAAAGGUCGAGGAGGCCCCUGUGGCCACCACAAAGGUCGAGGAGGCCCCUGUGGCCACUACGAAGGUCGAGGAUGCCCCUGUGGCCACUACGAAGGUCGAGGAUGCCCCUGUGGCCACUACGAAGGUCGAGGAUGCCCCUGUGGCCACUACGAAGGUCGAGGAUGCCCCUGUGGCCACUACGAAGGUCGAGGAUGCCCCUGUGGCCACCACAAAGGUCGAGGAAGCCCCUGUGGCCGCUACGAAGGUCGAGGAGGCCCCUGUGGCCGCUACGAAGGUCGAGGAGGCCCCUGUGGCCACUACGAAGGUCGAGGAUGCCCCUGUGGCCACUACGAAGGUCGAGGAUGCCCCUGUGGCCACUACGAAGGUCGAGGAUGCCCCUGUGGCCACCACAAAGGUCGAGGAAGCCCCUGUGGCCGCUACGAAGGUCGAGGAGGCCCCUGUGGCCGCUACGAAGGUCGAGGAGGCCCCUGUGGCCGCUACGAAGGUCGAGGAGGCCCCUGUGGCCACCACAAAGGUCGAGGAGGCCCCUGUGGCCACUACGAAGGUCGAGGAGGCCCCGGUGGUCGUUUCUACUGAAAAUGAGACGUCGGCAACUAUUACCGCAUCGAUGCCUGAAGCUUCUGCGAAGAAGGCCGAGGUUGAGGUGGAAGUUGAGAAGGAUGUGACGGAGAAGGUCUCUGCGCAUGAUGCCGAAUCCAGCCCUGAGACGGUGCCGACUCACACUAAGGUUGCCUCCUCUAGUGAGCCUGAGCAAACCGAGAGGUUGAUGGAGGCUCUUGUCCAGAACAUCCAGAGGAAGCAAGCUGAGCAGCAGAUACGACAACUACUCUACAGUCAAGUCCAGCAGCAGGCCGCUACUCAAGCUAAGGAGGAGAAGUCAUCUGGGAAGAAACAUCAUCAUAAUAAGGCUGGAGGGGAGUCGGAGGGCAGCCCUGAGAGGUCAGCUACUGUUGGUCAGUCUUCCAGGAAGGGCAAGCAGAGCCAGAAGGAACGUAGGGCCAAGCAGAAGGCGGCUAAGGCGGCCAGGAGGGUCCUAUGAGGAUACUACGAUCAUUGACGAUUAUCCCACUGGUGUACUUUGAGCUGAUAAUAACAUUUGUGUCUGGCCUCGCGUUGGACGUAGCUAGACUCGUAGUAAUACUCACC
Messenger RNA from Perkinsus marinus ATCC 50983, 1571 nucleotides. RefSeq names its product merozoite surface protein, putative. The record is from RefSeq and is a predicted model, not a curated record. The coding region runs from base 4 to 1464 and encodes 486 amino acids. The transcript has a single exon. NCBI's taxonomy places the organism in Eukaryota, Perkinsozoa, Perkinsida, Perkinsidae.